Arachis ipaensis is the source of this 1902-nucleotide messenger RNA. Its product is annotated as GDSL esterase/lipase At1g74460. NCBI's taxonomy places the organism in Eukaryota, Viridiplantae, Streptophyta, Magnoliopsida, Fabales, Fabaceae. The record is from RefSeq and is a predicted model, not a curated record. Gene Ontology annotation, molecular function: hydrolase activity, acting on ester bonds.
GGGAAAGAAAGAGAAAUUGCUAGAAAGAAAAUGGGUUCCGAUUCCGGUGAAAAGCAAAAAUCACAAUAUGCGCUGCUGAACUAUAUAAAGGCAAUGGCGCAGUGGCCCAUUUUAAGAAGAUAUUUGGUCCAACACUCCAACGUAACAGAUUAUGCAUGGUUGAACAAGAUUGUAGACGAUUAUCUAAAAAAGAAGGGAGGUUUUGGAAGCAAUGGGGGAGGGGUGUGGGAGUUGGGUGCACUUACCAUAAUUAACAAAUUAAAAAGUAUGAGUGAAUGUUAGAUGAAUAUGAUAGGAUGAUAUCCGAGGCGGGGCCGGGGUAGUUGCAGUAGGUUUGAAUGAGUAGUAAUAUAGUUGCAGUUGGUUUAUCCAACAAUCUGAUCUAUAUCUGGCUGUGGACGUCAUCAUCAUCAUGUUCAUAUAUAUUGAAAAGGUCCUAACUAAGCAUGCAAUAUUUGUGAGAGAGAGAAAGAUGAAGAAUAAGUUGGUGGUGGCGGUGGUGAGUGUGAUAGUAGUAGCAGCGAGCGUAGUGCUAGAAGGAUGCGAGUGCAGGACAGUGCAAUUCAUAUUUGGGGACUCACUGUCGGAUGUUGGAAACAACAAGUACCUGUCCAAGAGCCUCGCUCAGGCUAGCUUGCCGUGGUACGGCAUUGAUUUCGGAAACGGGCUCCCGAAUGGCAGGUUCUCCAAUGGGCGCACUGUUGCCGAUAUCAUUGGGGAUCAAAUGGGCCUUCCAAGGCCUCCUCCUUUCUUGGACCCAUCCUUGACAGAAGAUGAUAUUUUGCACAAUGGCCUCAAUUAUGCUUCUGGAGGGGGCGGCAUUUUGAAUGACACAGGCACCUAUUUUAUUCAGAGGUUCUCUCUCUACAAGCAAAUUGAGCUGUUCGAGGGGACACAAGAACUAAUAAGAGAGAAAAUCGGGAAAGAGGAGGCAGACAAGUUUUUCAAGGAAGCAAGGUAUGUGGUUGCACUGGGCAGCAAUGACUUCAUAAACAACUACUUGAUGCCCGUAUACAGGGACUCAUGGACUUACAAUGAUGACACCUUCAUACAAUACCUGAUACAAACACUGAGAGGCCAACUCACGGCUCUGCACGCAUUGGGUGCAAGGCAGCUGAUGGUCUUUGGGCUGGGCCCAAUGGGCUGCAUCCCCCUUCAGAGGGUGCUUUCGUCCUCCGCCUCCGGGGGCUGCCAACACAGAACCAACACCCUGGCCCUUAGCUUCAACAAAGCUGCCGCCAAAUUGAUGGACGACUUGGGGAAACAACUUGCCAAUUCAAGCUUCAGAUUUGGAGAUGCUUAUGAUGUUGUCAACGAUGUCAUUUCCAACCCAAACAAGUAUGGUUUUGAAAACUCAGAUUCACCUUGUUGCUCGUUUGGGAGGAUACGACCCGCUCUCACCUGUUUACCAGCUUCAAGGCUCUGCAAAGACAGAAGCAAGUACGUAUUCUGGGAUGAGUACCACCCCACAGACAGUGCUAACCAGCUCAUAGCCAAUGAACUUAUCAAAAAGUUCGGCUUCUUGCGUCUUAAUCAAUCUUCAUCCUCCCCUUCCCCUUCCCCUUCCCCUGCUAUUUGAUUGCUUUUCCCAAACUAUUUCAUAAUUUGUGUUUGCGUUUCAGCUUCAACAAAGAUGAUUAACUGUAAGAGAAACAGCUUAUCGCAUUAGGAAUUAGCUUUAAUUAGUGCAAUGUGGAUCUCUUUGAUAUGACUGAUUGAGUAAAGGUCCAGAAAUAGAUGUCUAAAUCAGGAUCGAGGUUUUGUUACUGCCUUACGGGUGUAUUAUUGUGUGCUCAUGUAAUAUAAUCGUAUGAUCACUACUAUUACAUUUUAUGCAUCAUGGGUCACCUUUAGUUGUAUUCUUCACCUUCUUUAUUAAAAAAUGGCCUUACAAUUUACAUA